This is a messenger RNA of Lytechinus pictus (painted urchin), 4533 nucleotides long. RefSeq names its product heat shock factor protein 1-like. The record is from RefSeq and is a predicted model, not a curated record. Gene Ontology annotation, molecular function: sequence-specific DNA binding; DNA-binding transcription factor activity. Lineage: Eukaryota; Metazoa; Echinodermata; Echinoidea; Temnopleuroida; Toxopneustidae. Bases 121 to 1872 code for a protein of 583 amino acids. Gene Ontology annotation, biological process: regulation of DNA-templated transcription. The transcript is spliced from 11 exons.
CCAUCCAGUUAGUGGAGAGAUCAGUGGCUAACAACAUGGCGGCUGAAUGAUAAGUCACGGUAAAGCCUUCAUGAGAGAAUUUUCGUCUAUGCAAGUCUGGAUGUGAAUGCCCGUUUCACCAUGGCAUCUGAAGAAACUGGCCUUACGGGGUCGGCUCAAGGCAGCAUAGUUCAACCGUCAUGCCCAGCUUUUCUUUCGAAGUUAUGGCUGUUAGUGGAUGACGAAGUCACUGAUGAACUGAUCCAUUGGAGCGAUGAAGGGAACAGUUUCAUUGUCCAAGAUCAGGUCAUCUUUGCUCAGCUUCUUCUCCCCCAAUACUUCAAGCACAAUAACAUGGCUAGUUUCAUUCGUCAGCUCAACAUGUAUGGUUUCAGGAAGAAAGCACACUUGGAUGACGGCGCACUAAAAACAGAACGAACCGACAUUGAAUUCCAACAUCCUCAUUUCUUGAAAGGAGAAAUCAAGCAACUAGAAUUAAUCAAGAGAAAGGUGUCUGGUAAAGAUGAGUCUAAACUUAAACCCAAUGAUGUAGGCAAGAUUCUCUCCAAUGUUAGAGAAAUGAAGGGGAAGCAGGAUGACAUUACAUCCAAACUAGAAUCAAUCAAAGUUGAAAACGCUGCACUGUGGCGAGAGGUCGUUGGACUACGUCAAAAGCAUGACAAACAGCAGAAGAUAGUCAACAGACUCAUCCACUUUCUCAUCACCCUGGUCCAGCCAAAACCAAAAGUUGGAAGCACAAGGAAGAGACCAAUGAAUCAGUUGAUGAUUGAAGGAUUACCCGAGUCUCCCCCAAGUAAAGCUAAGUUCACUCGAACGCAUCCUGCAAGUUCUGCUCUCGAAGGAUUACAAAUCAGAAAUCUCAAGCAGGACAGCAAUCUAGAUUUCUUGAGUCGAUCAGAUGGACCUCCGCUCAAAGACUUGAUAGGAAGUGCCCCAUCUGAGUCAAAGGUCACUGAAUUGUUUGAUGAAGGGCUAGAUGAGGAUGAUUUGAUUCCAUCCAACAUCCCGUCAGGUACUGUGAUAAACCCCGUCUUACAAGGUGAAGCUAUCCAAGGUUCCCAGGACAAUAAGACCACAGAACUCUUCAGUCAAAGUAACCAGGGCACCAUGGCCAUUCAGGCUGCUUCUACAUCGUUGGCAAGCCCUGACAGUGUGGCAGGCAAUGGUCAGCCAGAAAGCGUUGGAUCACAUGCUUCUAACAUCCCCGUGCUGACCGCAUUAAGUCCUGAUGUUACAUACCCUCUGACUCCUGGUAAUGAUGAAAUGGGAUGGUUAGACAUGGCCGACAAUGCCCCUGCUGAAGUUGUUGGUCUAGAGGAUGCAGGAGCGACAGGACUUUAUAACCCAUUGACAGGUGAAGUCUCGUCAUCAGCUCUUGUUCAGGACGGAACAUUUGGUCCCGGGGAAGGGCAGCUCGUCCUUACAAGACCUUCAUCCCAAAAUGAGAACAAGCAGAGUUCUAACAAAGUGUUGUUACAGCGUAUGUUGUCAAAUGAAGAGCAUAAGCAAGACCUGGGAGAUCAACUCAGCACGGUGCAGUCCAGUCUGAAUGAUUUCAAGCAAAUGAUUCAAAGCAAUCCAUCUCUCAACAUUGAACUUGGCGAUCUUCUGAGUGAUUUCCAACUACUCUAUGAGCCAGACUCCCUGACGCUUCCUCCUACCAAUUUUGAGAGUCUUCAAAAUGAAGAUGAUGGUGAAAAUGAUGUGAUGUCUACAGGGAACGAGUUGGUGACCUACAAACCUUCUACAUCCAGUGCAUCUUUGGGAUCCUUCAUGGCUGAUGACGAGGAUUCUUUACUCCGAUCUCUGGACGAUGACUCCCUUGCUCUCAGAGGGCAGAAUGAGAAUGAUGGAGUAAGCUUUCUUCUUUGAGCCUGGUCUAACAAUGAAAGGUCCAGUGACAUCUCUUCAUAACAACACUGAAGAUGUCAAUUAUAUUUUACAAGCUAGAUCUGGGACCUACCUGAGAUAGAGUUGCAGUAUAUUCAUACUCAAGUUGCAACUAAUUCAAAUUCGUGGAGUUGAAAGAUGGGAAUUUUAAAAUCAAUUGCAAUCUGUGUUUGAAUUGAAUCUAUCACAACCCAUUAUAAGGCAGGACCUAUGAACUCUCAAUUCAUUGGUGUGAUUAUGCAGAGGAGUGAGGGAGAAUUUCCUUCUUCAGUCCCAUCCUAUUGUUUUUUAUGUGUGUAAAACUUGAAAUUUCUUUCAGAUUGAAAAUGAUGCCUUGAUAAACAAUCUGCAUGAUAAACUCAUAUUCUGUGCCGAGAAAGUAGUGUAGAAAUUGCAAGUCUAUUAUUCAGAACUGGGCUUGAUGACAUGGAGACCUAGUCUGUAAAAUGCCAUUGACGAAAGAAAUGUAAAAUGUCAUCCUGCCUAGUAGUAUGUCGCUUCACAGAGUCUUUUAAGAUGUCAUGAUCAAGAUGACCAUUAUGAAAGUUUGUCCGUUGAAGUACUGUUCAGACCAGUCAAGAGUAAAGCUGGUAGGCACGUCAUAGUAUGCUGGAUGUUGUAAGUAAUAUUAAAAGUAAUCUCUAGACUGAUAUUCAAAAAGCUUUUUCUAGCAUUAGGAUUGAAAAACAGCCACACAAGAAAAACUUGAUCAUCUUAAAGAGAUACCAAUUGAAAUACCAAUUGAUAUGUCAUACUUGACUGGUUAGAAAAGAUGAAUGGUUGUCGAAGAAAAAAUUGCUAGUAGACUGAUGAUUCAAUAUCAUCUUGGGAAUCUGGUAAUGUGCAAUAAUGCCUUACCAGAAGAAACUCAUGCACGAAGCAUAAUUUAAGGUAUAAAAUUGACUACAUGCGACUUAAAUUUUCAGUGAUUGAAAGAAAAAAGAUUAUGUACAGCAUGUUUUCUCGUUACUAAAUGUUCAUGUCGCCACACUUAAAAUGAUAACUUAUUGCUGCACUAUUUUUUUUCCUUUAUGUUUUCCUAUCUAUAUAUCUUUUGGUUUACCUACCUUUUCUUUCUUUUUUUUGGUUUGUUAAGUCCCAAAGUGAUGUGGUGUCGAAUGAUGCUUGUAAAUAUCAUAAACCUGGUAAUAACCAAGAUUCAAGUUUAUUCAUAGUGGGCCAUGCUUGCAAGCAUUGCUGAAAUUCAAUCAAAAACUUAAUAAAUACGUAUUUAAUUUUGUAGCCAGACAUCCAUCUUAUAGACAAUAUAUCAUUCUACUUGAAGGGAAAAAAAUGUCAAGAUAUGAAUUUCUAUUUAACUGGAUGUUUUAGUGUGAACAUUCAGUACACCUCAGUCUGUAGUCUAAAGGUAUCAAUCCAGUUUUGUCCCUAUCAAACGGGAGUUGCUAGAUUUCAAUCACACUCAUAGCAAUAACCCUUGCCCCCCCCCCCUUCCUUCAUUUUGCAUGAUUCAGUGCAUCUUCCAUCCCCAGCACAACCCUCCUACUCUCCACUUCUUUCAAGUAUUCAAAAUUUUCAACAGAAGUAAGAGUUCCCUUUUUUGUACUGAAAGGUGCUAAUCUGGAUGAGUUUCAUAUUUUUUAAUGAUUUUUAGUGACAUCUUGCCUGUAAACACCCCCAUACUGAAUAACUUGUCAUUAUCAUCCUUAUUAUCAUCACCAUCAUCCUCUACAUCAUCCUUAUCACCAUCAUCUCCAUCAUCAUCAUCACCAUCAUCAUCACCAUUAUCAUCACCAUCAUCAUCUCCAUCAUAAGCAUCAUCAUCAUCACCACCAUCAUUAUCCUCAUCUUAAUCAUCAUCUUGACCAUCAUCAACAUCAUCAUCCUUAUCAUAAUCAUCAUCAUCCUUAUCAUAAUCAUCAUCCUUAUCAUAAACAGGAGCAGCUGCACAAUUUUUAGAUUAUGUCUUCUAUUUAUGGUAUUGACCCUCUUUAAAAAUCCUGUAUGUAAUUUUUACAUACUCAUGAAAUGAACUUCAAUAUGAAUUAUGUGUUUUCUCGGUGAUUAGAAUAAUGAGUUUUAAUAAUAGACAAUCUUUACAUGAUAUGAUGGGACACAGAAUCAACAUAAAUUCUCAUAUUGCAUCGAUGUGUUCUACUGCUCGAGUUCUUUACUGAAAUGAUGUAAAUAUGUUCAGGAAAGGUGUAUAAAAUGUUGAUAUAUGUUUUUAGUGACAAUGUAACAUGCAUCUUUUUUGUAUUGCUGUUCUAUGCCUUAAUGCACGGCAAAUAAGUAAUUGUACUGUAAAGAAGAUUAUUGUGGAGAUAUUCAGAUUAGCAGAUCACAUAGUGAAGGAAUGUUGAUGUCUGUGAUUAUUUUGUUGUAAUAUUAAAGCACAGGGGCGUCGAUCCAUUUUUCAGAUUGGGGGGGCGAAAUCAUUAACGUUCCAAAGGCGCUCGAUCGUACAAAACACCCACCCACACACACACACACACACACACACACACAUACAUAUAUAUAUAUAUUAUAUAUACACACACACACACACAUAUAUAUAUAUAUGUAUAUAUCUAUAUAUAUGUAUGACUCAUGAGACACAGACACGUAUCUCACUACACAGAUAGUACGAGUGCCGAGAGUGAGCUCAAAUUUCUUUAUAUUCUGAGCUGAAAACUUGAUAUU